Messenger RNA from Desarmillaria tabescens, 671 nucleotides. RefSeq lists its product as uncharacterized. The transcript is spliced from 3 exons. Bases 258 to 671 code for a protein of 137 amino acids. The record is from RefSeq and is a predicted model, not a curated record. NCBI's taxonomy places the organism in Eukaryota, Fungi, Basidiomycota, Agaricomycetes, Agaricales, Physalacriaceae.
CCCAGAGACUAGAGGUCUUGCAAGCAUUGUACUAGGAUACAGUCUGAAAUACAACAGAUGAGAACUCUACAGAAGCACCUCCGAAUCAGCCUUCAGUAACUGAAGAACAUACUCGUUCAACUGAACCUGAGGCUCAGAGAAUGCCUCCAAAUGGGACAUUCUUUGGAAUGAACAGGAAUCAGCCAUCUUCAUGAGGAGUCGAUGCUACUCCACAUGACUAUAAAGCACACUACCCUUUUGAUCCAUAUGGCCAAGAGAUGUCCUGUAAUGCAUGGAUAUGGUCCAUCUACCUUGACAAAGUGGCCAAUUUUGAUGCCAAUAUGUUGGCAGAGUGGCGGGACACCAUUGAUAUACUCCUUGUUUUUGCUGGUCUUUUCUCUGCAGUAUUAACAACAUUUGUGGUCCAAACAUCGCAAAACAUGCAGCCAGAUUAUAACAAGGCAUCUGCAUGUCUUCUCUUUGAAAUCCUCAAAGUCACUAUGUCGAAUGGCUCUCAGUCCUCUAUUCCCUCCUCACCUACUGCCUUGUUACGGUUUCACCAUUUCUUUUCUUUUUCACCAUUUCUUUUCUUUUUCUUACAUAUUCAUGAUUACUCAUUUCUCACAUCGGACUUCUAUCAUACAUUUUCCGCAUGGUUCAUACUAUUAUUAGCACAUCCCUCAUGUAUUUAA